AUGAAGCGCACUCUCCUACUCGGUGCCUUGUGGUCUGCACAGGUUGCCGCACAACGAUAUACUUAUACCACACGGACUAUGACAGAAUGUUUCAGCACAACACAAGAAAGCUUCGGUCCUGCUGAGCCAACUCAGGGGCAGGACAAGUACUGGACUGUUGAUAUGCCUGAAUGCCAGGACUGUCGAUGUACAGACUGUGCCUAUACAAAUACAUACACCACAUCACUCGAUGUCUUCUCUCCGACGGGCCUUGCCAAGUUCCCUUACCAAGUCAAGGAGGUCUACCGGGGCAUGUCGGCUAUGCCAGCUGAUGCAACACCAACUGAUGUCCCUUAUGGCUUCACAACUGGUGUAGAGACCUGCAACAACUGUGGCGACGAGCCAGUGACAGCCACCAUGACUUAUCCCCGUGGUGCUUCGCCUUAUCAAGAGGUCGUUCCCACAACAGCACCAGAGGUUGAGUCUGCUUUCCAGCGUCCUUCAACACUACGCACUCAGGUCGCAGACACAGAAGCCACUGGCUCUCCUUCAAAUGACAGCAAGGCCACCCCUCUUGAGAACACCGUCCUCGAGCACAAGGUCUACCAUUACAAGGUCAACGCACCAGGUACCUCUAAGUUUGUCAAGUUUGCCUUCAAGCGAGAUUCUGACAUUGGGGACGACCAAGUCGAUGUAAAGACUCCCGGUAUCCCAUCCCGGGCUAUUAGGAGCUACGCCAAGAUGCGAUUCGAAGCAGCAAGGGCAGCACCAUCCGGGGAUCCAGGCAGUGCAGCAGCUGGUAUAAGACCACCAGCUGGUGUGGCAAUAGCUCUGAUGGUGCCUAUAGCACUGCUGUUAUAA
Molecule: messenger RNA, 840 nt
Organism: Fusarium sp. VM40
Lineage: Eukaryota; Fungi; Ascomycota; Sordariomycetes; Hypocreales; Nectriaceae
Source: the annotation of a GenBank genome assembly